Molecule: messenger RNA, 4557 nt
Organism: Grus americana (Whooping crane)
Lineage: Eukaryota; Metazoa; Chordata; Aves; Gruiformes; Gruidae
Gene: ELAPOR2
Product: endosome-lysosome associated apoptosis and autophagy regulator family member 2
Exons: 22
Coding region: 240-3263 (1007 amino acids)
Biological process (GO): positive regulation of BMP signaling pathway
Source: RefSeq, a predicted model, not a curated record
GGCUUUGGCGGUGCCGGCUGCCGGGAGCGGGCGGCCGGCGGGGCCGCUGCCGUCCGUGCCAGCCCCCGGGGUUAUGCCCGGCUGCAGGCGGGGCGCAGGGCCAGGGCCAGGGCCAGCCCGACCCGCCGGCCGCGGCCGGGGUAGGGAGGUCUCCGGCAAGGGCAGGGGGCGGUGAUUCCCCCGCCCCCGGGUGCGGUGCGGGGAAGGGGUGCGCGGCUGCUCCGCGGCGGGGGCGGAGGAUGAGGAUGAGGAUGAAGAUGCGGCGGGCCGGAGCGGAGCGGGGGUACCCGGGCAGCGCCUGGGUGUGCUGCUGGCUACUGGGCUGUCAGGCGGCCGCCCUGCAGCUGCCGCCCUGCGAAGAGACAGAUUACCACUUCGAGUACACAGAGUGCGACAGCAGUGGCUCCAGAUGGAGGGUGGCUGUCCCAAAUCCGUCGGUGGAGUGCUCUGGACUACCCGACCCGGUGAAAGGGAAGGAAUGCACUUUCUCCUGUGCCUCUGGUGAGUACCUGGAGAUGAAGAACCAGGUGUGCAGCAAAUGUGCAGAGGGGACCUACUCACUGGGCAGUGGGAUCAAGUUUGACGAGUGGGAUGAGCUGCCGGCAGGAUUCUCCAACGUGGCGACUUUCAUGGACACAGCGGUUGGCUCGGCUGAGAAUAAAGCUGACAGCUGCAACAACUCUUCAUGGACACCUCGAGGGAAUUACAUAGAGUCGAACAGGGAUGAUUGUACAGUUUCUCUCAUCUAUGCUGUGCACCUGAAGAAAUCCGGUUCUGUCUUCUUCGAAUACCAGUAUAUUGACAACAACAUCUUCUUUGAAUUUUUUAUACAAAAUGACCAGUGCAAAGAGAUGGAGUCCACUGCAGACAAGUGGGUGAAGCUAACAGACAACGGGGAAUGGGGCUCUCAUUCUGUAACUUUGAAAUCAGGUAGCAAUAUAUUAUACUGGAGAACAACAGGGAUUCUCAUGGGAUCCAAAGUAGUAAAACCAGUUCUGGUGAAAAACAUCACAAUUGAAGGAGUUGCAUAUACGUCUGAAUGCUUCGCAUGCAAGCCUGGUACAUUCAGUGACAAACCGGGUUCAUCUGGCUGCCAGGUGUGUCCAAGAAAUACUUAUUCUGAAAAAGGAGCUAAAGAGUGCACCGAGUGUAAAGAAGAAAUGUAUUACGCAGAUGAGGGAUCCAGUGCGUGUAUAGAGCGUCCUCCGUGCACAAACAAAGACUUUUUCCAGAUCCAUACCCCAUGCGAUAAGGAAGGAAAAACUCAGAUUAUGUACAAAUGGAUCGAACCCAAGAUCUGCAGAGAGGAUCUCCCUGGUGCGUUGGCCCUACCUCCUUCUGGAGAGAGGAAGGAUUGUCCACCCUGCAAUCCUGGCUUUCACAACAACGCCUCAUCUUCCUGUACUCCUUGCCCACCGGGCACAUUUUCGGAUGGGACACAGGAGUGCAGACCCUGCCCUGCUGGGACUGAACCCACUCUUGGGUUUGAGUACAAGUGGUGGAACAUCCUGCCAGGCAACAUGAAGACGUCUUGCUUUAAUGUCGGCAACUCAAAGUGCGAUGGGAUGAACGGUUGGGAGGUGGCUGGUGACCACAUCCAGAGUGGGGCAGGAGGCUCUGACAAUGACUAUCUUAUCUUGAACCUGCACAUCCCGGGAUUUAAACCUCCGACAUCGAUGACAGGAGCAACUGGGUCAGAACUAGGACGGAUUACUUUUAUUUUUGAGACCAUCUGUUCAGCAGAUUGUGUGCUGUACUUUAUGGCGGAUGUUAAUAGAAAAAAUACCAACGUGGUGGAAUCAUGGGAGAGAAGUAAGGAGAAACAAUCCUACACUCACAUCAUUUCCAAAAAUGCUUCCUUCACAUUCACCUGGGCCUUUCAGAGAAUAAACGAGGGCCAAGACAGCAGACAGUUCAUCAAUGACAUGGCAAAGAUCUACUCCAUCACGGUGACCAACGCAGUGGAUGGAGUGGCCUCUUCUUGCCGGGCCUGUGCGCUGGGCUCCGAGCAGUCUGGCUCAUCCUGCGUGCCCUGCCCGGCGGGACACUACAUCGAGAAGGAGACCAGCCAGUGCAAGGAGUGUCCAGCCAACACCUUCCUGUCCAUCCACCAGGUCUAUGGCAGGGAGGCCUGCAUCCCAUGUGGGCCUGGCAGCAAGAGCACCAAGGACCACUCUGCCUGCUUCAGUGACUGCCUCGUGUCGUACAUCAAGGAUAACCAGAGCCUGAAUUACGAUUUUAGCAACCUCAGCGAGGUGGGAUCCUUGAUGAGUGGACCCAGCUUCACCUCCCGAGGGACCAAGUUCUUCCACUUCUUUAACAUCAGCCUGUGUGGGAACGAGGGUAAGAAGAUGGCUAUUUGCACUGACAAUAUCACAGAUGUUACGCUGAAGGACAUGGUUGCAGAAUCAGAAGAUUUUUCCAACUUUGUGGGAGCUUUUGUCUGUCAGUCCACCAUCAUCCCAUCGGACAGUAAGGGUUUCCGAACAGCACUGGCUCUGCAGUCCAACAGCCUUGCUGACAGGUUCUUAGGAGCUACUAUUGAAACAAUGCUGGAAAAUAUCAGCAUCAAGACAGAUAUGUUUCCUCCCUCUCCAAUCAAAAUACCUGAUGUGCAUUUCUUUUACAAGUCUUCAACAGUGACAACCUCCUGUGAAAAUGGCCGUGCAACUGUUGUGACAAUGAGAUGCAACCCCAACAAACCAGACCAAGGAGAGCUUUCUGUGCCCAGCUCAUGCCCCGCGGGCACCUGCGAUGGAUGCACUUUCUACUUUGUAUGGGAAAGUGCAGAAGCUUGCCCCCUCUGCACGGAGCAAGACUACCAUGAGAUUGAGGGAGCCUGCAAAAAAGGAUUUCAGGAAACAUUGUAUGUAUGGAAUGAACCAAAGCACUGCAUUAAAGGGGUUUCCUUGCCAGAAAAAAGGACCAGCACUUGUGAAACAGUGGACUUUUGGCUAAAAGUUGGAGCUGGUGUUGGUGCUUUCACAGCCGUUUUGCUCAUAGCCUUGACCUGCUAUUUUUGGAAGAAGAACCAGAAGUUGGAGUAUAAAUAUUCCAAAUUAGUGAUGACAGCGAACUCAAAAGAGUGUGAGCUGCCAGCUGCUGACAGCUGUGCUAUAAUGGAAGGAGAAGAUAAUGAAGAAGAAAUAGUAUAUUCAAAUAAGCAGUCACUGCUGGGGAAGCUCAAGUCCUUGGCAACGAAGGAAAAGGAAGAUCAUUUUGAAUCUGUUCAGCUGAAAUCUUCAAGAUCCCAGAAUAUAUGAAGAAUUAAUGCUGCCUUCAAAGAAACAAACCUAAUUUCUAUUUUUACAGGACCAUAUUUUAAACAUAUUCUGGCACACAUUGUAGUGGUGAUCUUGGUGAGAAAUGCUUGGCCAUUUAGGAGGAAAGAAGACAGGAAGCAAACCAGAAAAUUGGAUUGCCUUACCAUGUGAUUGAGUACCUUGCCAAAAAAGAAAGCAGACGCUUGGAUUCCAUACUGGGAAUGAAAUUCAACUCAGGAAGAGAUAUACAUACUGCAAAUAACACGAAUUUUUUGCAUUCACCUGGGCAUCGCUCAGUCAUGCCAUAUGAUUUAUAGGUACCUUUCAUUUCCUAUCACUCCUUCUACGCAUAUUCAUAAAAAAUGAUUUUCAGAGAGGCCUGAAACCUCCUGCAAAGGUUGCAUAUUGUCCUUUAGUAGCAUAACUACGAGUCUCUCUUAAAAUCAAAAUUGCGAAUGGUACUCGGAAUGAGCCUCAGGUGAGUUUUAAACUUUGGAAAAUACUUUUGAUUUUAAUGCUUAGAAGGGGUGGAUGGUCUGUGUUGGCCUCUAAUACAAGAGGCAUGGUGUUGCACCUGCAAGUUGAACCCAUUCUGAUACCUAAAUCAUGGCCAUCAGGGUUGGGGUAAGACCUAGUGCUAUUGAAUUUAAAUGUGUUAACUGCUGUUGUAUGAAUUGUAGGUCUGGGGCCGUGAGUUAGUAGGCAGUAGCAGGCUCAGACUCUAUGAAGAGAAGCAAAGUGAUACCUACAGUGCAAGUUGCACUUGUUCCUCUCUGUGGAAGCUUGUCCUUUCAAGAGAGGUUGCUGGCAGUUUCAGUACCCUCCCUUGGGCUACCAAUAUGUCACCUUUCCCUGGGUUGCAAACCAACAAAGCCUGAACUCUGGAGGUAAAGCAAGAAACCCUACGUCUGGAGAUCAGGGAUCAGCUUUGUCAGUUGGGAGGCUUAUUAGAAAUACUCAGCCGCCUUUAUUCCUAGACCCAUGCAAGGAAUGAGGACGGAUGCCCAGCAGAGCUGAGCGUGGGUUAUGUACUUGUGCAGCUCAGCAUCUAAAUGCGUUCUGCUGUCAAUGCAAGUACCAGCUUUGGAAGGAGGGCACAAAAUGGUGCCUUGAAAACUGGAGUCUAGGUGGACUUUUUCAUAAAAUCAGCCACAUUAUAAGCAUGUGAUCUUUGUAAUAUCCACUGUAAUAAUUUCCUGAAAUUCCCAUUGAGGUCGAACACAAAGGAAUCUGAAACUUAGGCAAAAAAUGUUUGAGUAAAAUUAUGCAAGACUUGUAUAGAGACAAGAGAAAA